Messenger RNA from Mus pahari (shrew mouse), 4086 nucleotides. It is a transcript of the gene Scnn1a, whose product is annotated as sodium channel epithelial 1 alpha subunit. The record is from RefSeq and is a predicted model, not a curated record. The coding region runs from base 1160 to 3256 and encodes 698 amino acids. Gene Ontology annotation, molecular function: ligand-gated sodium channel activity. Gene Ontology annotation, biological process: sodium ion transmembrane transport. NCBI's taxonomy places the organism in Eukaryota, Metazoa, Chordata, Mammalia, Rodentia, Muridae. The transcript is spliced from 12 exons. Gene Ontology annotation, cellular component: membrane.
UUCUCUUUUUCCUCCAGCACCCUGGGUGUGAGGCUGACCCGGGAUGACCUUGAGGGACCUCAAUCAGAAGGGACCCUGGUUUCUGAAAGUCCACCUAAGUUUUCUUUCCCCUGGCCAUCUUGCCUGACAGGAGAGUCCCUUUGGAGCUGGCUUCCUCCUCCUCUUCCUCCAUCUUCCCUCAGCUCUUUGCCCAGUCCUCCUCAGUCUGUCUCCCUUUUCUGCCUUCCCUGUUCUCCUGGUUUCCCCACCUACACUCAGCGAUCCUCCUUCCGCUUCUGCCUUCCUGGCUUUUGUGUGUAGAAUCCUUCCUCUCUGCUCCGGUUUUUCUGAGCCUCACCUGUCUUCUGUCCCUAGUCUCCUUGGCAGUCAGUUCGCCAUCAAUCCAUCUUUAACAGGUACCUGGUUCACCUGUCCCCCAAGAGCCCUCCUCCCUGGAGAGCUCCUAGACCAGACUCCUCCUUCGACCCUCCCUCUGCCCUGCUCACCUUUAAUUGAGAUGCUAAUGAGGCUUCUGUCGCUCCCAUCCUUGCCGGUGGCCGACGGGCGGUCUCCGGAGCCAGGCACUGCACCUGUCAGGUGAGAGGGUGGAGAGGCUCGGCUGCCAGAUUUAACUGGAAAGGAACCAGUCACAGCCCAGCCACACCUGGGAGCCGGGAGCAGGAGGCAGCUCCGGCCUCCUGCAGCCCGCGGUCCCCGAGGCAGAGAAGGAGGUAGCAGGGAGCUGGAGGCCAGGGCCAGAGAGCCUAGAGAAGAGGACCCAGGAGGAGACAGGGAAGGCAGGGGAGGAAGUGAGGCAGGGUCAGAGAGCCUGGCACACAGAGAGAGACCCAAAGAGAAGCGGGAGUCAGCUGGGCCAAGAGGGCGUGAAAGCCCGAGCGAGUCAAACAGUCUGGGAGGAAAAAAGGGCAAGAGGGAGAGGCGCUAAGCCAGGCAGGGUGCCUGUUGUGGAGACCCAGGGAGGCGCUAGCGGGCAAACGAAGGUGGCCUUCGCUGUGAAGCUCUGUGGUCACUCCAGUGAAGCUCCGUGCUGCCUAGUUGGCCCCAACUCCAGAAGGUCGGCUGGCUCCUGGAGAGGUGAAGGGUGGGAGGACUGAGGAAGAGGGAACUCAGCGUGGGAUGCGGGCACCGUCAAGGACAGCCCCAUUCUGCCUCCAUACUAAUGAUGCUGGACCACACCAGAGCCCCUGAGCUCAACCUUGACCUAGACCUUGACGUCCCCAACUCACCGAAGGGAUCCAUGAAGGGCAACAAUUUCAAGGAGCAAGACCUUUGUCCUCCUCUGCCCAUGCAAGGACUGGGCAAGGGGGACACGCGUGAAGAGCAGGCGCUGGGCCCGGAACCCUCAGCGCCCCGGCAGCCCACCGAGGAGGAGGAGGCACUGAUCGAGUUCCACCGCUCCUACCGGGAGCUCUUCCAGUUCUUCUGCAACAAUACCACCAUCCACGGUGCCAUCCGCCUGGUGUGCUCCAAGCACAACCGCAUGAAGACGGCCUUCUGGGCAGUGCUGUGGCUCUGCACCUUCGGCAUGAUGUACUGGCAGUUUGCCUUGCUGUUCGAGGAAUACUUCAGCUACCCAGUGAGCCUCAACAUCAACCUCAAUUCUGACAAGCUGGUCUUCCCCGCUGUCACUGUGUGCACCCUUAAUCCUUACAGAUACACUGAAAUUAAAGAGGAGCUGGAAGAGCUGGACCGCAUCACGGAGCAGACGCUUUUUGACCUGUACAAAUACAACUCUUCCUACACUCGCCAGGCUGGGGCCCACCGCCGCAGCACCCGCGACCUCCGGGGUGCUCUCCCACACCCCCUGCAGCGCCUGCGCACACCACCUCCGCCCUACCCCUCCCUCUUGGCGCGCAGCGCGUCUUCCAGUGUACGCGACAACAACCCCCAAGUGGACAGGAAGGACUGGAAAAUCGGCUUCCAACUGUGCAACCAGAACAAAUCAGACUGCUUCUACCAGACGUACUCAUCCGGGGUGGAUGCUGUGAGGGAGUGGUAUCGCUUCCAUUACAUCAACAUUUUGUCCAGACUGCCGGACACCUCGCCCGCUCUAGAGGAAGAAGCCUUGGGCAGCUUCAUCUUCACCUGUCGCUUCAACCAGGCCCCCUGCAAUCAGGCGAAUUACUCUCAGUUCCACCACCCCAUGUAUGGGAACUGCUACACUUUCAACAACAAGAACAACUCCAAUCUCUGGAUGUCUUCCAUGCCUGGAGUCAACAAUGGUUUGUCCCUGACACUGCGCACAGAGCAGAAUGACUUCAUCCCCCUGCUGUCCACAGUGACGGGGGCCAGGGUGAUGGUGCACGGUCAGGAUGAGCCUGCUUUUAUGGAUGAUGGUGGCUUCAACUUGAGGCCUGGUGUGGAAACCUCCAUCAGCAUGAGAAAGGAAGCCCUGGACAGCCUCGGAGGCAACUACGGAGACUGCACUGAGAAUGGCAGCGAUGUCCCCGUCAAGAACCUUUACCCCUCCAAGUACACGCAGCAGGUGUGCAUUCACUCCUGCUUCCAGGAGAACAUGAUCAAGAAGUGUGGCUGUGCCUACAUCUUCUACCCUAAGCCCAAGGGCGUAGAGUUCUGUGACUACCGAAAGCAGAGCUCCUGGGGCUACUGCUACUAUAAACUGCAGGCAGCCUUCUCCUUGGAUAGCCUGGGCUGCUUCUCCAAGUGUCGGAAGCCAUGCAGUGUGACCAACUACAAGCUCUCUGCUGGCUACUCACGGUGGCCAUCUGUGAAGUCCCAGGAUUGGAUCUUCGAGAUGCUGUCCUUGCAGAACAAUUAUACUAUCAACAACAAAAGAAACGGAGUUGCUAAACUCAACAUCUUCUUCAAAGAGCUGAACUAUAAAACUAAUUCGGAGUCUCCCUCUGUAACGAUGGUCAGCCUCCUGUCCAACCUGGGCAGCCAGUGGAGCCUGUGGUUCGGUUCAUCUGUGCUGUCUGUGGUGGAAAUGGCCGAGCUCAUCUUCGACCUCCUGGUCAUCACACUCAUCAUGUUACUGCACAGGUUCCGGAGCCGGUACUGGUCUCCAGGACGAGGGGCCAGGGGUGCCAGGGAGGUGGCCUCCACCCCAGCUUCCUCCUUCCCUUCCCGUUUCUGUCCCCACCCUACAUCCCCGCCACCUUCUUUACCCCAGCAGGGCAUGACCCCUCCCCUGGCCCUGACAGCCCCUCCGCCUGACUAUGCUACCCUAGGCCCCUCUGCCCCUCCACUGGACUCUGCCGUGCCUGGCUCUUCUGCCUGUGCUCUGGCGCUCUGAGAGAGCACCAGGCCAGUGCUCCCUUCACUUCAUCUUCCACAGCUGCCCAGCUGUCUUUGGUGUGUCCUGGAGGAACAGGCUAAGCAAGGGGCCCGGGAAGUUGUCCAGAGGACGGGGGGCUAAUGAGCUGCUCAGAGCUGCCUGCCCCUGCUUCUGAACACUGCUUUCUACACAAGCACGGACAAGUCCCCUUUACUCUUGGAUCAGCCAAGCUAAACUUGGAGCUUUGACAAGGAACGUUCCUGGGAAACGACCAAACGAACGAACACAUAAACAAGGCACAGAGAAGCGGCCACAGCCUUCCCACCCCGUGACCAGAGACUGGCCUGGCCGCACUGCUUUCAAGGACACAGAUGUCUGCUCCCCUUCUUGAACUUGGGUGGGGAACCCCACCCAAAAGCCCCCUUGUUAGUUCUUUGGCAGUUCUCCUUCCCUCACUCCUCAGGGUGGGGGCUAGAGUAAGCCGAGUAUAGGCCUGGCAUCCUCCUUCAUUCUCAAGACUCAAUCUCAUUUGGUACCCUGUACCCCAGUGCCUCUGCAUUGUCUCCUUCUUACUUGUGUGUCUUCUGAGCUAUUUCUUCAGUCUAGAAACUCCCUGCUCAAAGGCACCAUUGCUUCUGUGAACUCCUUUACCCUAUCCUGUCUCCCCCAGGAUUGCCCCCCCCCCCGCAUACUGUAUUAGAUGCUCACAUUCUUUUGUGCCCACCUCCCUGGGUAGACUCAACUGUGCUCAAGGUUGAGUUUUGCUCAUUUUUGUAUCCUUUCGGUCUAGCUCAGUAUCCCACUUGGAACAGGUAGGCAGAUACUCAAUAAAUGCUUGUUCCAUCAAA